Molecule: messenger RNA, 927 nt
Organism: Aspergillus pseudonomiae
Lineage: Eukaryota; Fungi; Ascomycota; Eurotiomycetes; Eurotiales; Aspergillaceae
Exons: 4
Coding region: 1-927 (308 amino acids)
Source: RefSeq, a predicted model, not a curated record
AUGUCUUCUCUUGGCAGCACCGAUCUUGCCGGCUUGACGACCGAUGACAAGAGCCUGUAUCUCUUCUACCAAAGGUCCGGCUACAUUGUCGAGGCCUUCUCCGAGGAAGGUGGCCCUCCAACACAGACAUCUGUGCAAGUCGCCGCAGACGCGCAGAGUGGCGGUUCCCCUCUGACUGCCUACUACGUCAAAGAGGAUCUGAACUAUGACAAGCAUUCCACGAUUCACAUGAUCUAUCUCAACAAAGAAGGACACUUGGUUGAAAAGGUCAGACGGGUUUCCUCAGACAAGUGGGAAGACGCUCCCAAGCCUCCAGGCCAUGCCGCAGAACACUCGCGCAUCACCAGUGGUGUGUCGCAGAGAGGUCUCGACCGGGAAAGCUCCCAUGUAACCCAGCUGGUUUUCUUCACGAGCCGGGAGGAGCAGGGGAAGUCGCCCAUUACUGAACUUCGCCGGGAUAACAAGGGCAAUUUCCGUCUGGAGCACGUACUCUCAGACGAGCCUCUCUCGCUUCCCGGAACGCAUCUCGCAUGUAUUGUCACUCGGGAGAACGUGGACUUGUAUCACCAGGACCAUGACAAGAAUAUCAAGUGGUGGAGAUAUGAGGCCGAACGCCGGCGCUGGGAAAACAAGGGAAAAGUGCUUGAGGGCAGCAGAGUCAUGGUAAGGACUCCCUUGGCUUCUGUGCACUUUGAAGGCAAGAACCACAUUCUCUAUGCCGAUGAUCAGAUGAGACUGCGGGACUACGUCGACGGCAAAACUAUUGACGUUGUAAGGAGAGUCUAUGAAGACGCUGGCAUCAAUGCCAUGGUGUACCGCAACAAGAUCAUCUUGUUCUACAAGAUGGUUGAACCCGAGGGAGCGAUCGGCACUGCGUCCUUCACGGAGGGCAGGUGGAAGGAAGAGGGCGUUUUCAUCAAGCCUUGA